This is a messenger RNA of Rhizophagus irregularis DAOM 181602=DAOM 197198, 1548 nucleotides long. The record is from RefSeq and is a predicted model, not a curated record. NCBI's taxonomy places the organism in Eukaryota, Fungi, Glomeromycota, Glomeromycetes, Glomerales, Glomeraceae.
AUGGUAGCAGAUGCUAUAAAAGGUACUAUAGAAGUUACAAAAGGUUUAAAUGAUAUAAAAUCAUCAAAUUUGACUUUUGCAAAAGAAGCACUCCAAAUAACAGUUCAAGCGGGUGAAGCUAUAACACCAUUUAUACCAUUAAUUGGAUUAGCUUCUACUACAAUUGUAGAAAUUGUUAAAAUAUAUCAAACCUCACAAUAUAAUAAAAGGAUUUGUAAUUCAUUAUUAGAUAGAGCAAGGUUAUCAGAAAUCGCAAUUGAUCAAUUGAUUCGUAGAAGAAAAGAAAAUGAAAAAAAUUUUAAAAGUCAAAUAUGGUAUAAUGCGUUUGAUAGAUUUGUUUUUAUUUUAGAUAAAAUGAAAACUUUUGCUGAAAAAGUUUCACAAUUACAAGGAUUUAAAGUUUACUUUAAAGCUAAAAAAGUUUCGGAAAAAUUUAAUACGCUUAUGAAUGAAUAUGAUAAUGCUAUGAAAGAUUUAAAUUUCACUAUCGCUAUCGUUAAUGAACAACAAAAACAAAUUGAUAAUGAAAGUUUGAAUGCUGAUAUAGGCGAGAUGAAAGAGUUUCUCGAAAAAAUUGAGAAUAAUAAUGAAGAGAAUAGUGUCAAAAUGUCCCUCAUUUAUGAAGAAGUUCAAAAUAUAAAGUCAAUGAUAUCAAAGUCUGAAAUUAAUGAGACGAAAAGAAUAGAUAGUAAUAAAUUAACCGAACCAGUAGUAGGAAGACAGAGUGAUACGCGUGGUUCUAGUAGGGGAAAAACAAAAAAAAGAAUUUAUAUGAAUGCUAUCGAAGUAGCUUGUAGAACUAUUAAUAUUCCUGAAAAAGAUUCUAAAAUGACACAACGUUUUUUGGCUAUUUGUAUAAAAGCUACUCAAUCCCCAAAUAUUAUUCAAUUUUACGGGCUUUCAAUUAUUGAUGGUUCUACAGUUAUGGUUUUAGAAUGGGCUGAGCUUGGGAGUCUAAGGGAACUAUACAAAGAAAACAAAAUUCCUUUGAAACUAAAGUUAUCUUAUGCACUUGAUAUUUGUCGUGGUAUCGCUUAUUUAAACGCAUUAAAUAUUUAUCACCAUGACUUGAAGUGCAGUAAUGUGAUGGUAACAGAAAAACAUGUAGCGAAACUAACAAACUUUUAUCUUUCGCGUGAUAAAGAUGGAAGGACAACAUCAGUUUUUAAUCGAAUUGAGAACGGUCGUUGGCUUGCUCCUGAAAAAUUAAAAGACAAUAAAUACCGUUAUGAUCAUAAAUGUGAAAUUUUUAGCUUUGGAAUGCUCUUAUGGGAAUUAACUUUUGAAAGAAAACCCUAUGAAAACAUGGAUCUUGAAAAAAUUUCAAAUUAUGUAAUUAAUGGCGGAAGAGAAAAGAUUCAAUUUGAACAGAUAGGUCUUGCUUCACCUAAUUCACCUGACGCUAAAAUCCAAAAAGGAUUUGAAGAGAUUAUUAGAGAAGAAAUGGCAAAACUUUGGUAUAAACGAGCUGCAUUACAAAAUGAUAAAAAGGCCAAAGAAAGAUUAAAGACACUAGGAGUAGAUGAUGGGUCACAUUGUUUAUUAUAA